GAGCCUUGUUCUUGAGUGUCUUAGUGUUGUAAACACGUUUAUGGAAGCUUGUUUCCCUUGGUUGUACGAAGGAAAGGUAUUUUUCCUUCGGGUUGAAGUCUUGGAGUGCGGUAUCUCCGAGCAAGUGUUGUUGAGGCUCGUGGGACUCGAGUUCUCAGGUUGUAACGGUUUGUUAAGCACCCGUAAGCUUAACGGAAGUAGUGUAGCUCGAGAGAGUCUCUCGGGAGGCUGGAUUAGCCACAAGUUGUGGUGAACAAGGGGAUUGGAGAAGGUCAAUCAACUACACGGCCACCUCUUUUUGAUGGAACCAAUUAUACAUAUUGGAAAGAACGAAUGAGAAUCUAUAUUCGUUCCAUGAACUUCCAAUUAUGGUUGGUUAUCAAAAACGGGGAAGAGGUGCCGAUGAAGAAAGUCGGAGACAAGUUGAUCCCCAAGACCGAAGACGAGUUUGAUGCCGAGGACAUCAAAAAGGUCGAGAAUUAUGCAAAGGCAAUAAAUAUGCUUUAUUGUGCCGUAAAUCCUGAUGACUACCGCAAGAUCUCCUGCUGCUCAACCGCCAAGGAGAUGUGGGAUAAACUUGAGGUGACGUACGAAGGAACGGACCAAGCCUCCAAGAAGAAGGGUAACGCCGAAGCGAUGACCUCAGCGCUCCCGCCGUUUCCCUACCUGGACAGCUCUUUCCUCGAGUUUGGGUCGGAGGAGGAGCUCACCCGGUUUCUCUCGCACUUCGCCAAGCGUCCUAUCUCUCCGCCCAGGGUGCUGCCCGAGUUAUACCCUCAACAAAAGGGGUACCACGACCUCGACAAUCAACUCAAAGAAUCGGGUUUGUGUUCGUUCGUCUCCAGGAGCCGUCAGUCCUAUAAUCCCGCCUAUGUCCGGGCCUUCUACUCCAAUCUCCGCCGGGACGGGGACACCAUUCGCAGUAGCAUCAAUCUCUACGACAUCGCAACAUAUGGCGGCGAUGAUUGGAUUCUCAACAACGAGGCGGUGGUCAUCCGUGAGCUUGGGAUCACCAACCUCAUCCGUCACAGCGGCGCACCAACAAUCCACUCAGCCCCGCCGGAGAAGCGUCUUCUUCUCUACAUCCUCACCCAGAUUCUUUGCCCCCGGGACGGUAGCCACACAUGUCUCUUCAACGAGGAUCUCAAGGCGGUUCAUGCUAUCACCCAUGGCGCCUCGAUCAAUUGGGCAAAAUACGUCAUGAUUCACAUGGCGGAUUGCGCCUCCAUCGCCACUGAGCGGAGCUUGCCAUACGCCUUCCUCGUCAUGGACCUCAUCAUCUCCGCCGACAUCUCCAUCGCCGGCCCGGAUAUGAAGAUGACAAAGAUUUGGAUAAUUCAAGACAGCACCUUCCGGAAGAAGUCCGGAGACCGGGACGGCACAGGCCCAAGUCGUGCACCAGCCCCCGCUCCCGCCAAGGCCUCUUUGCAAUCCAUAGCCGAUACUCUGAAUCGGCUAACCCUCACAGUGGAUGGCAAGGGGCACACUUUCCUCGGCCAAAACUAUGAAGGCGAGGACGAGGAGGAUAACUCCUAUGCUCCAUCCUCCUCCCCCGAUGAGGCCGACUUUGAAGAUGCGGUCGAUGGCGAUCCCAUGGACGUCGAGGACGACGAGGAUGACGACGAGGACGCCGAUGCUUAGACUUUUCUUUUCUCUUCUUACUAUGAUUGGAAGCUUGUUUCCCUUGGUUGUACGAAGGAAAGGUAUUUUUCCUUCGGGUUGAAGUCUUGGAGUGCGGUAUCUCCGAGCAAGUGUUGUUGAGGCUCGUGGGACUCGAGUUCUCAGGUUGUAACGGUUUGUUAAGCACCCGUAAGCUUAACGGAAGUAGUGUAGCUCGAGAGAGUCUCUCGGGA
Molecule: messenger RNA, 1853 nt
Organism: Cuscuta campestris
Lineage: Eukaryota; Viridiplantae; Streptophyta; Magnoliopsida; Solanales; Convolvulaceae
Source: the annotation of a GenBank genome assembly